Messenger RNA from Zea mays, 783 nucleotides. RefSeq names its product pathogenesis-related protein PR-1. Gene Ontology annotation, cellular component: extracellular region. The transcript has a single exon. NCBI's taxonomy places the organism in Eukaryota, Viridiplantae, Streptophyta, Magnoliopsida, Poales, Poaceae. The coding region runs from base 20 to 640 and encodes 206 amino acids. The record is from RefSeq and is marked validated.
CAGGAACCAGUGAACCAGCAUGAAGCCACUGGUGGCGCGCCUGCUCCUCUGCUACUCCCUGCUCUGCCUGGCGCCCGCGGCAGCCCCGUUACGCCUGCAGCACGAUCAUGUCCGGGGCCACGGCCACGGCCAUGCCCACCCGCCUCCGUACGCGCGUAACGCGACGGCGUACGGCGUCUCGGCGGCGCUGUGCCCGGGCUGCGGCGCGUGGGCGGACGCGCUGGAGUUCCUCUACUACCACAACCUGGUGCGGCUGGCGUCGCUGGAGCCGCCGCUGGCGUGGUCCCCGCGCCUGGCGUCGUACGCGGGCUGGUGGGCGGCGCAGCGCCGCGGGGACUGCGCGCUGCGCCACUCCUUCCCCGACGGCCAGUUCGCGCUCGGGGAGAACGUCUUCUGGGGCGGGCCCGGCGGCGCGUGGCGGCCCCGGGACGCCGUCGCGGACUGGGCCGCCGAGGGCGCCGACUACUCGUACGCCGACAACGCGUGCGCGCCAGGCCGGGAGUGCGCGCACUACACCCAGAUCGUGUGGCGACGCACCACCGCCGUCGGCUGCGCCCGGGUGGCGUGCGACGGCGGCGGGGUGUUCAUCACCUGCAACUACUACCCGCCCGGCAACGUCGUCGGCGAGAGGCCGUACUAACUAGCUAGCUUAGCAACUCAGUACCCUCGGCCUCGGGGAUUUAUUACGUGACGUGGCGAACGGCCUCGUGUAGCCGUGUCGUGUGUAAAUAAUAUUCAGCGGUCGUUCCGGUGAACAUGAUGGUAAUUCACUCGAGUUUUUCA